Messenger RNA from Myxozyma melibiosi, 2529 nucleotides. RefSeq lists its product as uncharacterized. The coding region runs from base 214 to 2487 and encodes 757 amino acids. NCBI's taxonomy places the organism in Eukaryota, Fungi, Ascomycota, Lipomycetes, Lipomycetales, Lipomycetaceae. The transcript has 2 exons. The record is from RefSeq and is a predicted model, not a curated record.
GGCGGACAGCUGCGAGGGUAAGUUUGUAGCUGGGACUCAAACCCCUUCGCGGCAAUCACUUUUCGCUUUCCCUUUUGCCCUCGGCGCACUUCCACUUUGCUCCAACUUCCUCUCCACUUCCUCUUCCACCUGCACCUCCCUUCCUCAUCCUCCUCCUCUCUCUACUCUUCUUCCCUCAACCAAUUGUUGAAACCCUCACUCUUUUCCUCAUUUAUGUCCGUUGGCGUCUCACUCCCUCCUCCUCCCUCGGACCUGGCUCUCAGUAAAUCAACUUACUCCGCCAUGAUGUCGCCCUCGCCGGUCGUCGACUCUCUCGCCGCGUCCGCCACCGACUCUGCUUUAUCCGAAAAGAACAUCAACAAGCGGCCGAGCGCGGACUAUUCUGCAAACGCGAGCAAACGCGUCAAGCAGCGCGCUGCUACGUCCCCUGGUCCUUCUGAUAGUCGCGACCUUGACGCGUCGUCUGAACGCGUGACAAGUAGAGAGAAGAACAAGGCUUCCCCCCCACCCCCAACCUCCAGGAAACGUCGGUCCUCAAAAGCGCAAACCCCGUCCGACGACAGCAGCCAAUCGUCCUCCUCGACCCCAAAAAUCUCGAUCGUCUUCAAACAAAACGGGGUAGACGGCGCAGAAGACUCGUCUCCCGCGGCUGCGUCGAGUAAGAAAGCCGCAGGCACUACAACCGCCGCCGCCUCGAGAAAGCGGAACCAGGCAGCCACCAAGCCUCCUACCAAAGCAAAGACGGCGAGCAAGAAGGCUUCUGCAAAGUCGGCAAAGGGAGAAAAAGCGACGAAAGCAGACAAGAAAAAAGUGCAGACAAAGUUGACGCGGAAGAAGAAAGGCGGCGUCGUGAUUGCGUCUGCGGCCAAUGGCUCCGCAAAGAAGGCAAAGCGGCAGACAAAGCUUCGCACCAAGGUGCCUCCGCUCGAGGUCGUUGAGCCGCCCGAGUUCAACCCGAUCAUCACCGAUCUCGACGAGAACGAGCUCCAGCUGCGACUGUUUAUCCGCGAGUACGUGUUGCGGUUCGAAAAGCACUGCGGGCUGACGCUCAAGCACCUCAACAUCAUCGACGAUGUGACUGGUCCGUGGACGGAUAUGACGUUCAAGACUGUGAUUGUCGCGGUCUUAAGGAUAAUAUACUCUGACAACUACCCGGUCGUCGAUGGCGAUCUGCUGAAGAACGCAAUCAAAGAAGUCGAAAAGACGGCUUCUCACAACGAGUAUAUCUGGGAAUUGGUCAUCGAGAUCCUAGCGAACCGAAAAGGUGCGGUUUUAGACCAAUUAGCCGACGAAGACGAGUCGGCAGACGACAAGACCGCGCCACCUACGCGUGCUUCGUCUGUCGAAAGCACCGAUAACUUAGACGACACCAACGACACCAACGACAACGACAGCGGCUCGGACCUCAGCAGCAUCCCGUCCUCUCCGUCCGCGGACCGCGACUCGGUGUUCAAGACCGCGACGCCGUACCUCGAGAAACUGAACUACAUCUCCGAGCUGAUUAAGCUGUCGCUGACCGGCAGCUACAUCCGCGAGACGAUCGACAUCGACAACGAGUCCCUGCGCCGCAAGACCGCGUCAAUCACCGCAGAGCUCAAAGCCAUGUCUGAGCGCCACGCAUCCGAGCUCGCGGCAGUCAGACAGACGCUGAAAGAGGCGCCCAAGGCGCGGAAAGAGGAAUGGGAGCAGCGGUGCGAGGCGGUGAAAGCGCGGUGCGACAAGGAGAUGAACGCGAUGAAAGAGGAUCUGUUCCGGCGAAAGCGGAAGCUGUGUCUGCGGAAUAUGCCGAUCGGAAUGGACAUUUAUGGGAAUCAGUACUGGCUCUUUUCGGACCGGAUGAAGUCGCGCGUAAGCUGGGGAACAUGGAUCAUGUGCUGCAAAGCAUCCGAGCUUCCUUCACCCACAGGCACGAUCCUCUUUCCCAAGAAGUCCGACCCCAAGAAACCCGCCGAGCAAACCAAGUCUGCUGCCGACGCCACCGACGCCGAGCAAAUGCAUAUCGACCACGCCGCCGCCGCCGCCGACGACGACGACGCGAUGUCGACUUCCUCUGAGCUGUCGGAUACAUUGCUCGGCAACAACAAUAACUGGUUUGCGAUCGAGACACGCGAAGAUGCCGCGCAGCUGACGAAAUGGAUCAAAUACGCGUCCGAGCUGACUUUCAGAAGCGAGGAAAAAGCAGCCGCCAAACGCCGCGCUGACGCAAAGAAAAAAGUCAAGACGGAGGAGAAGCCCGCAGACGACGCAGCAGAGAGCUCAGAUUCGGACGACUCCGACAAAGAGCAGCUCGCAAAGCCGAUCCUAUACGACGACUUUCUGGACGGGCUGUACAGCGACAAAGGCGGGCCGCCGGGAUUGAUUUCGCCCAAGAAGCGCGCGCCGCGAAACGAGCUUGCUACGAAGGAGUCUAUCGACGCGCUGGUUCAGGAGUUGCAGCAGAUCGCGGCGUUCAUGCCAUCGAAGGAUGGGCAGAAGUGGCGACGUUGAAGAUAUACAGAGUGAAGUCUUUUGUAUGAUAGAGAAUGAAGA